ACUGUGGCUGAAAACGUGAGGUCGUGAUGUCCGGACGCGGGAAGCAGGGCGGCAAGGCGCGCGCCAAGGCCAAGACGCGCUCGUCGCGGGCCGGGCUGCAGUUCCCGGUGGGCCGCGUGCACCGCCUGCUGCGCAAGGGCAACUACGCCGAGCGGGUCGGGGCCGGCGCGCCCGUGUACCUGGCGGCCGUGCUCGAGUACCUGACGGCCGAGAUCCUGGAGCUGGCGGGCAACGCGGCGCGCGACAACAAGAAGACGCGCAUCAUCCCGCGCCACCUGCAGCUGGCCAUCCGCAACGACGAGGAGCUCAACAAGCUGCUGGGCCGCGUCACCAUCGCGCAGGGCGGCGUCCUGCCCAACAUCCAGGCCGUGCUGCUGCCCAAGAAGACCGAGAGCCACCACAAGGCCAAGGGCAAGUAGUGAUCUAUGCGACAACUAGCACCAGCUCGAGGUAGUCGAGUUCAAACCCAAGGCUCUUUUCAGGGCCACCUACAUUUUCUGGAAAAGAAUGUAACAUUCCCUUUAACACUAAGAAACAAGUGAAACGUGGGGAAAUUGAGCCACUCCCAACGAAUCUCCAUCCUGAGUUGAAAGCAGGACACCAUAGAUUAAAGCCUAACGUACAAAGGGCCAUAGAUUUUGCCCCCUUGCGGUAAUUGGGGACAGGCCUUUUCCAUAUCUUAGUGGUUUAUUUAGC
Messenger RNA from Hyaena hyaena (striped hyena), 696 nucleotides. RefSeq names its product histone H2A type 1-E. Gene Ontology annotation, molecular function: structural constituent of chromatin; DNA binding; protein heterodimerization activity. The transcript has a single exon. Lineage: Eukaryota; Metazoa; Chordata; Mammalia; Carnivora; Hyaenidae. The record is from RefSeq and is a predicted model, not a curated record. The coding region runs from base 27 to 419 and encodes 130 amino acids. Gene Ontology annotation, cellular component: nucleosome.